CACACACAAGGUGUCAGAUCAGGGUCAAUGGCUUCAGAAUGAGGAAAAUGGUAAUCAAAUUUGUUGCCACACAUAUUUAUCAGCCUGAGGAAAACUGGAAGCUAUGAGGUCUUUGGAGUAUUGCUGACGGUAAUACAAAGGAAUAUAAAUCCACAUACACCCGUACACCCAGAAAUGUCCCAAAGUCCACUUGGAAACUCCUCAAAAUGAUGCCCUGAUCCAAGAUGGCGUCCCAAAUUGCCCUUGUGAAAGAUGGCGCCUAAGAAUGCCGUUUCUCCCUCGACUUCCUUUUACUGGAAGUAAAAAAGGCUCCGCCUACCACAAAGAUGGAAGUACAAUUUAGUCGGGUUUUUUUUUCCUGUUUCUGGCGAAAACUAGUAGGACUCUAGUGAGGUCCCCAAGUAUACCGUUUCUCUUCGGAGCCUGUAACAACUCACACACCCACGUCGGCUCUAGCCGGCAUCAAGUUUGAAGCGAACGGAAGUGCGGCAGCUCUGGGGCAGUCAGUAGUCUGGGCGGGUCGAGGAGACACUUCCGCCCCUCAUCAAUAUGGCCGCAGGCUGGGACUGCGCAUGAGCAGCUGUCUAUGGCGAGACCUAGAUCCAAAGACGGAGAACGCUGCCGGGGGAAAUUGGCGACUGAAGCGGCCUGGGCGGGAUUUAGCAUUCGGGCCUUUGAGGAAGGAGCUACGAAGUCCUCUGAAAGAAGGCCAGUGACUCGGAUGAGCCCCCUCACAGAGAGAUGAAGGGGCAGCAGAAAACAGCUGAAACUGAAGAGGGGACAGUGCAGAUUCAGGAAGGUGCAGUGGCUACUGGAGAGGACCCAACUAGUGUAGCUAUCGCCAGCAUCCAGUCAGCUGCCACUUUCCCUGACCCCAACGUCAAGUACGUCUUCCGAACUGAGAAUGGGGGCCAGGUGAUGUACAGGGUGAUCCAGGUGUCUGAGGGGCAGCUGGAUGGCCAGACGGAGGGCUCUGGCGCCAUCAGUGGCUACCCUGCCACUCAGUCUAUGACCCAGGCAGUGAUCCAGGGAGCUUUCACCAGUGACGAUGCCGUUGACACGGAGGGAGCAGCUGCAGAGACACAUUAUACUUACUUCCCCAGCACCGCAGUGGGAGAUGGGACAGGGGGUGCCACAUCUGGGAGUACCACAGCUGUCGUUACCACCCAGGGCUCAGAGGCACUACUGGGGCAGGCAACCCCGCCCAGCACAGGUCAAUUCUUUGUGAUGAUGUCACCACAAGAAGUAUUGCAGGGAGGGAGCCAGCGAUCAAUUGCCCCCAGGACCCACCCUUAUUCCCCGAAGUCAGAGGCUCCCAGGACAACUCGAGAUGAGAAACGGAGGGCUCAACAUAACGAAGUGGAGCGUCGCCGCCGGGACAAGAUCAACAACUGGAUUGUACAGCUGUCCAAAAUCAUCCCAGACUGCUCUAUGGAGAGCACCAAGUCUGGCCAGAGUAAAGGUGGGAUCCUGUCCAAAGCCUGUGAUUAUAUCCAGGAGCUGCGGCAGAGCAACCACCGGCUGUCUGAGGAGCUUCAGGGGUUAGAUCAGCUGCAGCUGGACAAUGACGUGCUUCGGCAGCAGGUGGAAGAUCUUAAAAACAAGAACCUGCUACUACGAGCUCAGUUACGGCACCACGGACUAGAGGUCGUCAUCAAGAAUGACAGCAACUAACUCUGGGGGUUCAGGGCCUUUGGGCCGAGAACUGCAGACAGCCCAGGAGCAACAGGCUAAUCCCAUGCACCUCCUUCACGGCCUACUUCUGGCGUGGGGCUCGGGGGAGUUUGGCAAGUGUGCUUUUGAACUGAGGCCCUAUGGUGUGGCAGUCUGCAGUGAGUGGUGUGAGACACAGUGUGGACGUACACCGACAGCCUCACCUGCUCCCACCGCACAGUCCCCAGGCCCUGGUGCCCCUUUGGCACACUGCAUGUGCUGUCUCCUUGGUGGACACUGGACACACUGAAUCUGGGCUUGCCAUGUGCUUGCUUAGAGUGCCUGGGAGAGGGUAUGUGGGCCUAGUACCUCCACUGGUUCUUCCUUUCUCUGAAGCAGAAGUUAAGAUAUGUACCUGAUUACUCUGGGGAGCAGACUUACUCAAGAGGUGGGGAAGAAUGCUAGCUAGCUGGCUGCUAUCCCAGGAACCAGUAAGCAGCUGAGGCCUCCAUAGAAGGCUCUGGAGCCAGGGGGAACUAUAGGCAGAGGAGGGUUCACUGAGAGCCUUUCCUGCUCCAGGGAUGGUUCUUUUUAUUUCUUGACAUUUUUUUUUUUUUUAAGAUAAAAUUGUUUAGAGCCACA
Messenger RNA from Grammomys surdaster, 2295 nucleotides. It is a transcript of the gene Usf1, whose product is annotated as upstream transcription factor 1. The record is from RefSeq and is a predicted model, not a curated record. The transcript is spliced from 11 exons. Gene Ontology annotation, molecular function: RNA polymerase II cis-regulatory region sequence-specific DNA binding; DNA-binding transcription factor activity, RNA polymerase II-specific; protein dimerization activity. Lineage: Eukaryota; Metazoa; Chordata; Mammalia; Rodentia; Muridae. Gene Ontology annotation, biological process: regulation of transcription by RNA polymerase II. Bases 742 to 1674 code for a protein of 310 amino acids.